Messenger RNA from Triticum turgidum subsp. durum (durum wheat), 1710 nucleotides. The record is from the annotation of a GenBank genome assembly. NCBI's taxonomy places the organism in Eukaryota, Viridiplantae, Streptophyta, Magnoliopsida, Poales, Poaceae.
AUGUCGUCGACGGCGCCGGGGAAGGCGAAGGUGCCGGUGGCGGGGCGGCGGAACGUGCUGGUGACGAGCGCGCUGCCGUACGUGAACAACGUGCCGCACCUGGGCAACAUCAUCGGCUGCGUGCUCAGCGCCGACGUCUUCGCGCGCUACUGCCGCCUGCGCGGCCACAACGUGCUCUACGUCUGCGGCACCGACGAGUACGGCACCGCCACCGAGAACAAGGCCCUCGAGGAGGGAUGCUCCCCCCUGGAGAUCUGCGACAAGUAUCAUGCGAUCCACAAGGAAGUGUACGAGUGGUUCAACAUCAGCUUCGACCACUUUGGCCGGACAUCCACCCCGCAGCAGACAGAGAUAUGCCAAUCGAUCUUCCACAAACUGCUGGACAACAACUGGCUCUCAGAGAACACAAUGCAGCAGGUUUGUUUCACGCUGUUCAAGCCGCAAUUUCCUCGCCCUGUUUCAUGUUAUCACAGGUUCGCUUCAAGGGCCUUACUCUGUCUGUCUAUUGCAGCUCUACUGCAAAUCAUGCCAAAGGUUCUUGGCGGACAGGUUUGUGAGGGCAUACCGGUCGUCCGCGACACAGACCACUUGUUCUUGGAGCUUCCCUUGCUGAAGGAGAAGCUGGAGAAGUACAUCGACGAGGCCUCGGCGACCGGAUCAUGGAGCCAGAACGCAGUUCGCAUCACGGAUGCCUGGUUGAAGGAAGGGUUGAAACCUCGCUGCAUCACCAGGGAUCUGAAAUGGGGCGUCCCUGUCCCACAUGAGAAGUACAAGGAUAAGGUGUUCUAUGUCUGGUUCGAUGCGCCAAUCGGAUACAUUUCCAUCACGGCGUGCUACACGCCUGAGUGGGAAAAGUGGUGGAAGAACCCAGAGAAUGUCGAAUUGUAUCAGUUUAUGGGCAAAGACAACGUCCCAUUCCACACGGUCAUGUUUCCCUCUGCUCUACUUGGUACUGGUGAAAACUGGACUCUGAUGAAGAAUAUUAGUGCGACUGAAUAUCUCAACUAUGAAUCAGGUAUCGAACAGGCAUCAGAUGCAGCUUUCACAUGGGGAGGUCUGCAGAUAAAGCAUAACAACGAGCUGCUAAAGAAUUUGGGCAACUUCAUCUAUCGAGUGCUAAGCUUUAUCGCAAAACCAGAGGGAGCUGGCUACGGCUCCAUCAUACCUGAAGCACCUAAUGCUGAUAUACAUCCACUGAGUCAGUCGUUAGCAGAAACUAUUGGUAAUUUGAUUCAGCAGUAUAUUGAUGCAAUGGACAAGGUCAAACUAAAACAAGGGCUGAAGAUUGCAAUGGCCAUCUCUAGUGAGGGAAAUGCUUACCUUCAAGUCUUGCAACAGCUGAAUCUCUGUCCGAAUGAGCAUAUUUCUUUCGCCGAUGAAAAGGGGGAGAGUGACAAGGCGAAAAGGCCUUGGGAUCUCAUACCAUCAAACCACAGGAUAGGGAAAAUUGUGCCUUUGUUCACAGAGUUGGAAACUCUUACUUUUCUAUCUAACCUAAGGAGAGAAAAGAAUCAGCCGUUUACUGCGUCAUCAAGCUCACAGAACUUUGGUAAACGUGCUUGGGUCGACUGUAUUGGUACUGGUGUAACCAUAGGUGAUAAGCCUGGUAUUGACUUGCAGAUUUUUGAUGUUCCACAGGUUGUUUUUGCAUGCUGCAUAAGUGUAUUUAAGCAGGGGCCAUCGAAGGUGGAUAAACUGUAUGAGAAAUAG